This is a messenger RNA of Corapipo altera (White-ruffed manakin), 906 nucleotides long. RefSeq names its product CXXC motif containing zinc binding protein (gene CZIB). The record is from RefSeq and is a predicted model, not a curated record. Gene Ontology annotation, molecular function: zinc ion binding. The transcript has 8 exons. Lineage: Eukaryota; Metazoa; Chordata; Aves; Passeriformes; Pipridae. The coding region runs from base 270 to 665 and encodes 131 amino acids.
UCCCGCCCCUCGCCGGGGCGGUGACGGGCGCCAUCUUGGCUGAGGGCAAGCGCGGCUUCGCGUCGGCUUCAGCCCGGCAGGGAGCGCCGGGCGCGGCCGCCAUCUUGGCUGAGGGCACGGCCUCGCCGGGGCAGAGGGAGAAGAGAAUUCCACAAAAAUUCCACGGAGGAGCGGCCGGAGACCCGCGCGGCCAUGGGGAGGAUCGGGCUGCAGCUCCGCGCCACGCUGGAGAACAUCACCCGGCUGCGGGCCGAGGGCGAGGACUUCCGAUGCUGAAAUGUGCGAAUUGCGGCGAAGUCUCUGAGAAGUGGCAGUACCUCCGGCUGAUGGACAGUGCUCCCCUGAAGGGCGGCCGAGGCAGCGCCACGAUGGUGCAGAAGUGCAAGCUGUGCUCCAGGGAGAACUCCAUCGAUAUUUUAAGUCAGACAAUCAAGCCUUACAAUGCUGAAGACAGUGAGAAAUUCAAGACAAUAGUAGAGUUUGAAUGCCGAGGUCUGGAACCGGUUGACUUUCAACCACAGGCAGGGUUUGCUGCUGAAGGUGCAGAAUCUGGCACACCUUUCAAUGACAUAAACCUGUUGGAAAAGGAUUGGAACGACUAUGAUGAAAAAACAAAGGAAUCUGUUGGGAUCUAUGAAGUUACCCACAAAUUUGUAAAAUGCUGAAGUUCACAGCCCUAAUAAAUCUUGACAUGCUUAUUGAUGGAGGAGCUGUAUCCAUCAGAUAAAAAAAGGAACUCCAAGGAAACUUUGUAUCUGGCUGCACUUCAGAAAUGGAAACCUAAUUUCAUAGAAUCAUUAAGGUUGGAAAAGACCUCCAAGAUCACCAAGUCUGACCUUUGGCCAACAUCACUAAGUUGUAUUUACUGUCCCCAGCAUUCUCUAAUAAAAUAUUUUCCAGAGAGCA